AUGAUGUCUUUUAUCCUCACUUUGCUUUUCGUGGAAGCUCUACAAGCCUUUGGUAUGUCCCAAGAAGAUAUCUUGGAUGGUGACAAGACUGAGUGUGUUCCUGCCGGCGGUAAGAUAGUCCAGCGCAAGUCAAUAUAUCUGUCCGUAUCCAUAUUAAUGACAAUAUCAUCACUGCAGGCUAUUGCGGCGGUGGAGAAAAGCGCUGCCAGCUCUGCAUUGGCAUCCACUAACUCUGUCGAUUUCAUCGGCUUCAUUCUGGGAGAGGACCGACUAUACUAUGUCCUGAUGAAAGGGCUGUGGCAGGAUGUUUCGUAUUAG
Molecule: messenger RNA, 318 nt
Organism: Talaromyces rugulosus
Lineage: Eukaryota; Fungi; Ascomycota; Eurotiomycetes; Eurotiales; Trichocomaceae
Exons: 2
Coding region: 1-318 (105 amino acids)
Source: RefSeq, a predicted model, not a curated record